AAACAAAAGAUUCUUAUUGUCUGGAAAAAAACACAAAAGAUUCUUAUUGUCCGGAAAAAAACACAAAAGAUUCGUCUGUUGUUAAGUCAAAUUCAUUAUUAGUUCCAUAUAAAGUUACAAGUUUUCAUGUAUAUUUCCUCCUUUCUCCCACUUUCUUCUAUCUUCUUAAUCGUCGCUGUUGCUUCUUCAUCUCUCAACUGUCAAUUAACUCUGCAAGUGAAUGCUUAGGAAUAAUCAUUCUUCAGUGUUGGAGAGUGUUUCUUUCAUAUUUGGAAUCAAGAAUGAGGGUGUUAGGGGAAUUCCCUGAUUUAAAUAUUUUAGAACCAAAAGGUGGUGUUGUAAACGCAGUAAAUAACAAUCAGAUGCAGAAUGGAGGUUCGAAUGAGGCUAGCAGCAGAGCUGGUGGUCUUUCUGGAAAUUUACAUGAACCCGACCUUGAGAUGCAUGGAAACAUCCCAUUGCCUCAGGAGGAAAUACAACCAGGCUCAGUUGGGGAUUCAGCUUGUGAGGCCAAUCCUACAUCGGCUACCAAUGUGGUAACGAAGGCCGAAUCUCACUUGGCUCAGCAGCCGAUAGCUAAAUUAUCAAAAGAUGCCGAGUCCACUAAAGAGGAUUUGCCUCAUGCGGCUUCUCCGAAAAUGGGGUAUUUUUCGAGGACCACUAGUGCUCAUGAGCAGUGCAGAGUUUGUCAACAGGAGAAGGAAGAAGGUCUUAUAGAUCUUGGGUGCCAAUGCAAAGGUGGUCUUGCAAAAGCACAUCAGUCUUGCAUUGUCACUUGGUUUCAUACGAAAGGGUCCAACAAAUGCGAGAUAUGCCAAGUAGUAGCUGUAAAUGUGACAGCUCCGCAGCCUGAGCGCAGUAGGAAUUACUGGGUUUGGAGGAUUAAUCCACGCCUUGUAGCCCUUAACCGUGAAAGGGGUUGUUUUAGUCCGCUGUGGCUGGCACUCUCAAUCCUUAUUGGUGGUCUACUAUUGGAUAUGUUAAUAUCCCUUACGCUCGGCGUCUCCGCACUGCCAGUCAACCUGGUAAUUGUUGUUAUCGUUGUCAUAGGACUCGGAACCGCCCUUCGACUUGCAGUGGAAUUCUACCAUGAGUGGAGUACCAGGAGAGCGUUGCAGAGGGUAGAAACAAAUGCAACAAUUGGGUACCAUACCACUCUGUAGUGUACUAUUCUGGGAGGGCAACCCAAUGUUUGUUACUGCUCAAAUUUGCACACCAUGAUACAGUAUAAUGCAUUCUCCUUGAAUGGUUUGAGAAUGUAUAGUCAGUCAACUUGGUUGUGGAAUUUUUAUAAUAGAGUAAUAUAAUGAAAUUAAUUAAGGACCUUUCCCUUCAA
Messenger RNA from Gossypium raimondii (Peruvian cotton), 1336 nucleotides. RefSeq lists its product as uncharacterized. Bases 282 to 1163 code for a protein of 293 amino acids. Gene Ontology annotation, molecular function: zinc ion binding. The transcript is spliced from 8 exons. The record is from RefSeq and is a predicted model, not a curated record. Lineage: Eukaryota; Viridiplantae; Streptophyta; Magnoliopsida; Malvales; Malvaceae.